UUCAGAAGUGUAAGAACACCUCCUGUUAUCGGUUAUUGCGGUAGUUUUUGCUGUUUAAUUUUAACUAAAUUUCAUUUCACUAUUUAAUCACUUUGCCUUACUGUUAAACUCCUAUUGUUAUAUAAAGCUAUUGUUAUGAUUUUUCAAAAUAAAUUAUUUUCUGUGCUAAGGAAUUCUGUCAGGUGUCAACAUAUUUAUAAGACUUCAUACUGCCCUUCCAGUGAGUUAGCUGAGAGGCUAUGCAACAAUUUAAUUUACAACGAAAAUGGAAUUGUUGUUUUUAAUAAGCCAUAUGGAGUAAGUUUUGCUCUGAGUGACCCACCAGAUCGUAAAACAAGCGAGCCUAAUGAGGUGUCUUUGAAAACUAUGCUUCCUCAUAUUAAAAAAAUUCUAGGCUACCCAACUCUAUUGAGUGCUAAAGUUCCAGAAAAAUAUACUUCUGGAGUGGCUAUUUUCUGCACUGAUGAAAACACUGUUCUCAAAGUUAAAACUGCGUUAACGAAAAUGAGGUCACUUGCCACCCCACAGGAUAACUACAUUGCAGUAGUAGUCGGUUCGCCUACAUCUUAUCAAGGAGAAUUUAAAGGAGGCAUUACAUUAAAGCAAAGCCUUGUUAAUAAGAAACAAAAAAAGGGUAUGUUGGUAACGACUUAUAGUAAAAAGUCAGCGAAAAGGGGUGAUGUGUCAAGUGUUAUAAUCCAUUACCAUACAAUUAACUCAAGUGAUCAUGCGAGUCUUGUUUCUGUUUCGACCACGAGAAACCGAUGGUACUGUGUUCGGACAUUCUUAUCGACUAAUCUGUUAUGUCCUGUUCUCGGCGACAAUAUAUUCGGCUCGAGAGUAAAAACCGUCUUAGGUUCUCCUGUACUCGUGGAUAUAUUAAGCCAGACUACGCUUAGCCCCCAGAAGCUGCCUCAAGAAAUUAAGAAAAGACUUGACAUUGUAGACAGGAAAGAUUUGAUGGUCCCGCUGCAUCUCCAUUUAAACAAAACUUUAAUUCAUAACUUUAAUAAUAAAGAGUUGAUAGAAUUUAAUGCCGAUCCUCCAGAUACGUUCAAAUGGACUUGUGAACGUUUGGAAUUAAAUUUAGUUUAAGACAAGAUUUCAUGUGUAUAAUUUUUAUUUAUUGUAUAUAAAAAAAUUUUUUUUUUUUACAGUACAUAUCCUAAUGUUUUCAUUAACCCCUUUGUGUAUUAUGUUGACAUAUGUCAGAAAAAUCAACAAUGCCAAAUUUGUAAUAAAGCUGGAUUUUUCAGACUGUG
This is a messenger RNA of Cimex lectularius (bed bug), 1262 nucleotides long. Its product is annotated as mitochondrial RNA pseudouridine synthase rpusd4-like. The record is from RefSeq and is a predicted model, not a curated record. NCBI's taxonomy places the organism in Eukaryota, Metazoa, Arthropoda, Insecta, Hemiptera, Cimicidae. Gene Ontology annotation, molecular function: pseudouridine synthase activity; RNA binding. The transcript has 5 exons. Gene Ontology annotation, biological process: pseudouridine synthesis. The coding region runs from base 136 to 1095 and encodes 319 amino acids.